Molecule: messenger RNA, 1248 nt
Organism: Nipponia nippon (crested ibis)
Lineage: Eukaryota; Metazoa; Chordata; Aves; Pelecaniformes; Threskiornithidae
Source: RefSeq, a predicted model, not a curated record
AUGCAGUCUGCUAAUGUGCUUCUGAAAAAAAUUGUCACAAGUUCUGUCCUUUCAUUUGCUGCGCAACAUGGGAUGAAAAAGGAUUUGUUUCCACUCAGUAGAACUCUGAGUUCAUCGCUUUGCCUGAAGCAGGACAAUUCAUGCAGUCCCUCAGAAAAACUAGAUUUAGAUGCCUGGAAGAAGGUAAUGAAGUCUGGGGUGCAAGAAGAAGUCAGUGAGACGGUCUCUGAGCAUAAGGAGCUUUCCAGUUUGGCUGCUGCACGUGAGAUUUUGGAGAUGUGGAGACUAGCUGGCAGAUCAGUUCCGGAAAAUAUCAGUGAAGAACAGCUAAAAACCUUUAUGGAAUGUCCUUCCAAGUCAGCCAAAAAGAAGUACUUAAAAUAUUUGCAUCUCAAAGAACUUUACAAGAGAAACGACAAAAGAAAGAUGGAUGAGAAGAGGGAAAGGAGGCUGGAAACACAAGAGCAAGCUUCAAAAACUGAUGAGACCAGAAGGAAUUCAUUCGUAUGUUUGUGGGCCAACUGUAUGGAUAGAGCAUACAGUUGGAGGGUUGCUCAGUCUAUGAUCUUUGGCCAACCCCUAGUAUUUGACAUGUCUUACGAAAAAGAUAUGUCCGCCCGAGAAGUUGCAAAUACAGUGAGACAGCUAGUGUUAAGUGAAGGCUGCAAUCGAAGAUCUGUGGAUCCGUUCCACAUCCACUUCUGUAACUUGAAAGAUGACAGCCUCUAUCAUAAGGAAUUCAUCAAGCAUUAUAGAGAGGCGUGGGGCAAAUUGCUUAUCACUGUGACAGACCAGUGCUACACAGAUGUCUUUCCAAAGGAUAAGCUUAUCUACCUGACUGCAGAUUCUCCCAAAGUGAUGAAAACAUUCGAUCACAAUAAAAUCUAUAUUGUUGGGUCAAUGGUUGACAGGAGCAUAAAAACAGGAGUCUCUUUAGCACGGGCAAAGCGACUGGGGCUGGAGACUGCGGCCCUUCCGUUGGAGAAGUACUUGCUUUGGAAUACUGGUGCCAAAAAUCUCACACUGGAUCAAAUGAUGCAUAUUUUAUUAACCUUGAAAGAUACUGGAGACUGGAAGAAGGCUCUGGAGUUUGUUCCGAAAAGGAAGUAUUACGGCUUUGUAACCAAGCCUGUGCAUGAACUGAAAAAAACCUUAAACCUGAUCAACACGCUUAAACUUGGAAAGAGACAGGAAGAAGUACGAAAGCAACUUGCCAAGAACUACUCUAAGAAGCUAAUGCAAAAGUAG